GAAUAACAAGCAUCACAAAAUAAUAAAAAUUCAGAGCCUAAUUUCUGAAACCACACCCGCAGAUACCUCUGAAAUUCCCAGUCGUGGGAUACGUCGCUUGACACGCACACAGAUACAACACGCUCUCUAUAAAUCUCUCUCACCGCCACCGGGCACCAGCUACACCACUCCAUCUGCUCCUAAUCUCUCUCUGUUUCUCUAAUUACACCUUUCAAUUUCUAUUUAGGACCAUCAGUUCUUUUAAUCGUGAUUUAACAACUUUGGGUUCCAAGUUCUCAGAGCUGAAGAAAAAUGGAAGCAGCCGCCACAGCCAGUGUCCUCCCCUCUUCAGUCGCUGCUUUUCGGCCUUCGAAUUCAGUCGGAAGGUCCGCUCUUUUGAGGCCCAGCGGCCCCAAAUUUCUACCUUUGGGACCUCUGGCUACCCAAUCCCACUCCCCAAUCAAGCAUCAGUUGUCAAACUCACCUGGAAGAUUGGGUAUUGGGAGAAGGAGAUGCUUGGUAGUUAGGGCAGCAUCUUCAUCUCCUCCGGACUCUGCUGGUCCUAGUGGUCCAAUCGCUCCGCUUCAGCUGGAGUCUCCGAUUGGGCAGUUCCUAUCGCAGAUGAUGAUAAGCCACCCUCAUCUCGUGCCUACUGCUGUUGAGCAGCAGCUUGAGCAACUCCAAACCGACCGCGAUGCUGAGCAGAACAAGGAUGAGGCUUCUGCCUCCGGCACUGAUCUUGUUUUAUACAGGAGAAUUGCGGAGGUUAAAGCCAAUGAAAGGAAGAAGGCUCUUGAAGAGAUAUUAUAUGCGCUGGUGGUGCAGAAAUUCAUGGAUGCCAAUGUUUCUUUGGUGCCCUCUAUUGCCCCUGCUGGUUCAGACCCUUCUGGACGAGUUGAUGCGUGGCCGAGUCAGGAUGACAAGCUCCAACGGUUGCAUUCUCCUGAAGCUUACGAGAUGAUCCAGAACCAUCUGUCUCUCAUCCUAGGAAAUCGGUUGGAUGACUUGACCUCGUUAGCACAGAUCAGCAAGCUCAAAGUGGGGCAAGUUUAUGCAGCAUCUGUAAUGUAUGGGUACUUCCUCAAGCGGGUUGAUCAGAGGUUUCAGCUUGAGAAGACGAUGAAGAUCCUUCCAGGUUCACUGGGUGGAGAAGACAGUGAUAUUCAAAAAGCCGUGGGUGAGGACAAGAAACCUGGUGGUGUUGAUGAUUCUUUGAAUGCAGCAGCUUCCCAUCCUGAAGUAUCUUCGUGGUCUGGGGGCAUGGGUUCUGGAGCUUUUGGUAACAUUGUCAAACCUUCCCGCUUGAGAACUUAUGUGAUGUCUGUUGAUUCAGAGACCCUUCAAAGAUAUGCAACAAUCAGAUCGAGAGAGGCUGUUAGCAUCAUUGAAAAGCACACCGAGGCAUUGUUUGGACGACCUGAUAUUGUUAUAACACCUCAAGGGACUGUUGAUUCUUCCAACGACGAACACAUCAAAAUCAGCUUUGGUGGUUUGAAGAGACUUGUCCUGGAAGCUGUGACGUUCGGUUCUUUCCUUUGGGAUGUUGAGAGCUACGUGGAUUCCAGGUACCAUUUUGUUACGAAUUGAGCGAAGUCGAGCAAAGAGUUAAGAACACGCCGUAGUGCAACUACAUAGGUGGUGGAUGCAUAACUGAACUGACCUACUUGAAAAUGGGAUGGUUGAAGUCUCAGAAUUUAGUGAAGAUACCAUGUAUUUGGUGCUCUGUAUAUAACAUGUUUAAGAUUUAGUCUUUGUCCCAGGUGUUGGGUGGUAGUUCAGGACUUAAUUACAUUCCACGUUUAAGUGUGGCAAGUCUAUUGUUCAGCAAGAUUGAUUUGUUUCUUUAGAUGAACAGCUUUUUCUUUCA
This is a messenger RNA of Argentina anserina (silverweed cinquefoil), 1846 nucleotides long. RefSeq names its product UV-B-induced protein At3g17800, chloroplastic. The record is from RefSeq and is a predicted model, not a curated record. The transcript has 3 exons. Bases 292 to 1566 code for a protein of 424 amino acids. NCBI's taxonomy places the organism in Eukaryota, Viridiplantae, Streptophyta, Magnoliopsida, Rosales, Rosaceae.